AUGUCAGCAGAAUUGUUGAAGAUAAUAAGUGAUAUAACGCAGUCAACAGACUUUGAUGAGGUCACGAAUAAAUCUUUGUAUGAUUCUGGCGAAUUGAAGGCGACGCUGGGUGCGUUCAUAAGCGAUGAGAUCGCGAGUUCCACCGUUUCCAAUGUGUUCACAGAGGCGUGUGUCUCCUUAAUAGAGUCCGAAAAUUCAGAAGAAGAGAGUGGUUCAAUUAAGUUAUUGCAUUCGCUGUUGAUCCUCAUAGACCUCAGUCUUUGCGUGUUUGCCAAUUAUAAGGCUGAUCUGAAAAAUCUGCCAAUGGAUCUGCUAUACGUGAUCAUCAAUUCCACCAGUGUUGAAUUCAUAACGGAUAGGCUGGGUCCCAUUCUACUGAACCCCUCAACACGAUCCAAGUUAUUAGUUCUCAACCAAGAUCAGGAUGGAAGAUACAAACCAGGUUCGAGUCUCUUACGAAUGGGCAACCUUCUCUUGACUAAAGGAAGGACCCUCAAUCACCUUGAAAAACAUGAGAUUUUUUCUGGAAACCUGCGGAACUUCAUUUUUCAGAACUUCAAGCUCAACGACAAGAUUUUGCUGGGAAAUGCAAGUUUCAGCAAGACGCCAUGGAACGGAAAUCCAGAGUUGAAGGAAUACUAUGCCCAGGCACCUAGAAUGGAGACAUACAGCUCUUUAAACUCAAAAGCGUCUCGCAGAAAGGAUAACCAGCUGAACCAAUACGAAUCACUCUAUUUAGGAACGCUCAAAUUGCAGUCCUAUUUUGCCAACCCCAUUCGUUACUACGACUCGAUAACGAAAGGGUCUCGCCGUCAACAGCACAACCACAAAUCAGACUCUCUCCUGAAUUAUGCCCAAGAUGACGGCAGUGUGCAACUCGCGAACUUGGUUGACGGCCUAUUCAAGUUGGACGAGCAGAAGAAGAACAAAAAGCUGAGUAACCAGAUACAUAGAUGCAACUGGCCAGUUGGACUCAAGGAGUUUUCGGACGUGGUUGAUGAUCCGAAACAGAGACAGGUCCUGAUUUUGCAGACGUAUAUUUUCGUUCAUUUCUUUGACUCGAUAUACAAGCCGGGAAGUAUCCAUGGUGCCAGGUCUGCAAUUCCAAGUUCUAAAAGACAAUUUUUGACUAAGCUGAAGCAGGCCGUCAUCAAGCACUACGAGAGAUUUCCUUCUACUCGUGCUUUUGCGCGUAUAAUCACUGUAUUAUGUGAGGAUCUGGAACAAAAAUGGAGUGAUUGGAAGGAUGGAGGGUUUCAGCCCGUUUCGAACACAGACAUUGAUGUUUCGUCCGAGCGCAUAGAGGGGCUGAUUAGCAGUGUAAUCGAUGAAAAGUUCUUCACCAAGCCCAAGUACGGAUUUAAAUAUGGGGAUGCUACGAUAAGCCAAGUUUGGAAGACUGAGACGGGACUCUCGAAGCUCGAACGCAAACGCAAUGCGGAGGAUGAAGAAAAAAUAGACGACUAUAAGAUGGAGCUCUAUCAGCUGAAGAACGAGGAGGGCGUGGACCGGGCCCAGGUGGAUAACAUCCAGUGGAGAGCGUUGAGACUGGCCAAGGCCAAUGGGAAGUGGACUCAAUUAGGAAAGACCACUCUGGAGGAUGGUAUAGAGGGGUUGUAG
Molecule: messenger RNA, 1620 nt
Organism: Kuraishia capsulata CBS 1993
Lineage: Eukaryota; Fungi; Ascomycota; Pichiomycetes; Pichiales; Pichiaceae
Exons: 1
Coding region: 1-1620 (539 amino acids)
Source: RefSeq, a predicted model, not a curated record